UACUCCUACCCAGCUCAGCUGCUAAAAUGCAUAGGAUAUUGUGAAAAUUUACAAAUCGCUGACGCGACCCACAAUAAUUAACGCAGCAUCUCUAGCUAAACAGCUGCGUCUUCUCCUAUAGUAAUAACAACAACAAACAGAUACACAAACACCAUAUACGUUCAACCCCUACGGCCGAAACCUCACACCACCACCUCCACCUCCACCUCUACUGACACCACCAAAAAACAAAAGCAACAACACAAGCCCAUCUGUAACACUAAACCCGCUCAGAGCAAUACGCAAAAUGGCUUUGGAUUUUGUGGCCACCUACAAAGUGCUGGUGCUGGGUGACUCCAACGUUGGCAAGACGUGCAUUGUGCACAGAUAUUGUGAUGAGAAAUACUACGACACAUACAUCUCGACCAUUGGCAUUGACUUUAAACAGAAACUCAUUAAUCUCGAUGGUGUGCCCAUAAAGCUGCAAAUCUGGGACACAGCUGGGCAGGAACGUUUCCGAACACUAACCACAGCCUAUUACCGCGGUGCCAUGGGCAUUUUACUUAUGUACGAUGUGACCAAUCUGGAGAGCUAUAACAAUUUGUCCUAUUGGUUGCGCAACAUACAGGAGAAUGCCUCACCCGACGUUGUCAAAGUGCUGGCUGGCAACAAAUGCGAAUGCUCAACGACACAGCGUAUGGUGGACAAGGAGAGAGGUGAAAAGAUUGCCGAAAACUUUGAUAUGCCCUUUUUUGAGGUCUCAUGCAAAUCGAACAUUAACAUUGAGGACGCAUUUUUGUCGCUAGCUCGUAAAAUACGCGAACAGCGCGAGCGACGGGGCGAUAACUUUGACAAUGAUGAGAAACAGGACAAGAAAUCACCCGGAUCGAAUGGCUUAGGAACCUUCAGUUUGGGUAGUCUAUCCGGUGAUAAUCGUUGCACCUGCUAAAUUGCCGUCAGCAAAUAGUAGACCAUUGAUCCGCUGUGUAACCUGAAUAAGUUGUCCAAAGUUUUGCAAAGCAUUGUACAGCCAGCAGCAACAAUUCAUGUAGCCAAGUUUGUGCAUGUUAUAAACCAAUAACGAUAAAUUUAUCAAAAAAAAAAAAAAAAAAAGAAUAAUAAUUAAAAACAAAGAAAACAUUUUAAAUGCAUAAAACAUUCAAGUCAAGCCUAUGUAAAACGUACAGAUUGUGCAUUUUUUAAGAUAGUCCAAGAAUAGCAUAAUAAUUUUAGCAUAUUCGUGCAAAUACAUCAAUAAUAGUCGCGACAUAAUUUCUACAUUAACUAACUCGUGUACUUAUUAAGCUAAAUAAGUCUAUAUAUAUAUAUAAAUUAUAUAUUAAAUAUAUUGUAUAAA
Drosophila novamexicana is the source of this 1336-nucleotide messenger RNA. RefSeq names its product ras-related protein Rab-8A (gene RabX4). Gene Ontology annotation, molecular function: GTPase activity; GTP binding. The transcript has 4 exons. Lineage: Eukaryota; Metazoa; Arthropoda; Insecta; Diptera; Drosophilidae. Bases 287 to 928 code for a protein of 213 amino acids. The record is from RefSeq and is a predicted model, not a curated record.